AUGCCGAUGCGGCUCUGCAUCUCGAGAGCCAGCAUGUCCAGCAAGACCAACCCCCUGGAGGACGACAUGCCCAUGCAGCUGCAGGUGAUGUCUGGGGCGUCGGGUGGCAGCGGAUCCGAGGCACCCCAGGUGCCAGAAGAGAGGUCCCAGUGGGAGCUGGCAUCGCUCGAUCCGAGCAGUUGGCCCAUCUUCGGCAUCACCAGCGAGGGUUUCGCGGGCAUCGGCGUGAGCAAAGACGGGCUGAUUCGCGACAGUGAGAAGUCGCUUCACUUUGCGCUGGACCAGGCCGUCCUGGCCUCCAUCACGGAAGGCGACGCCUCCUUUAACUCCGUGCAGUUCGCCCCGAGCAACGUGGCCGGGAGCCUCCAGGAGGCCUUGUCGCAAGCCCGCGAGCAGAACCGGUCGCUGCGGGACCUGUGCUGGGACAUCGUGGCCCUUGCCGCGGACCUGGAGGGGAAGGAAAGCGCUUUCGAGGCCGAGGACCACGAGCAGCUUCUUUUCGAGGCCCGGCGAUCCCUUCACAUCAUCCACUCGCAGCUGGAGAAGGCUUUGGAGAUCCCAGAGGCUCCCAAGGAGCCAUCCCUUAUCACGCCUUCGGUGGGGGCAAAGCCUGAGGACCCGGUGGCCAAGGAAGCGCCAGAGGUUGACGUUGAGGCGGAGGUUGGUGACAGCUGCGCCCCGGAAGUCUUGUUCGCAGGGAAGCCGCAGGACACCGUGGACGUGCAGAAGCUGGCUGACACGGGCAUUGAAGGCACCCCAGAGAUCACCUAUCAGCCAGGCACCUAUGCGACCCAGCCCGAGGUCACGGCUGGACCCACCCUUCUCGCGGCUCGGGAGGCCCAGCGCCAGACCUGCCAGUUCAUGAACCCAGUUCCCGAGCCGCGGUUCAUGAGCCCGGUGCAGCGCCGCGUGAGCCAGCCUCUCCUCUUCUCGCCUUCUUUGCAGACCACGCGGAGCCUCCUCCUUCCCCCAGCUUCCGCGUUGGCGCGCUCGGUCACCUGUCCAGUCCGGCACACCCCAAUGCACAUGAACACCACCCGCGGCCACAGCCCCUUGCACAUCCACACCACUCGUGGGCAUAGCAUCGUGGCGCCCCGCUUCAUCUCCAAAGGCAAUGACCCACGGCCCUGCUGUGAGCCCAUCACCCGAGCGGCCUCGCCGCCACCGCCCUUGGCGACCCGGGCGGCCUCCCCGCCCUUGAUGCCCCGGUGCUCCCCGCCCAGCGACCUUCGUGAGCUGCGCGAUGUAUCCAUGAACCCCAAUGCCCCUGCGUGGAAGUGGCAGACCUCUGCCUCUCCCACCUCAGCCUCUCCCACUUCUCCCGCCUGCUGGCCCCGGCCGGCAGCACAAGGCUGCCGGCCCUGCUGGGUGCUCACGAGAAGCACCUCCUGA
Messenger RNA from Symbiodinium natans, 1392 nucleotides. The record is from the annotation of a GenBank genome assembly. Lineage: Eukaryota; Dinophyceae; Suessiales; Symbiodiniaceae.